This is a messenger RNA of Prunus persica (peach), 4511 nucleotides long. RefSeq names its product putative phospholipid-transporting ATPase 9. Gene Ontology annotation, biological process: phospholipid translocation. The transcript has 11 exons. Gene Ontology annotation, molecular function: ATP binding; ATP hydrolysis activity; magnesium ion binding. Gene Ontology annotation, cellular component: plasma membrane. Lineage: Eukaryota; Viridiplantae; Streptophyta; Magnoliopsida; Rosales; Rosaceae. The coding region runs from base 618 to 4214 and encodes 1198 amino acids. The record is from RefSeq and is a predicted model, not a curated record.
GUAGCUCCCAUGGGAAGCCCAUUUCCACUUUCAAAGUUUGGCGAUUCCAGCUACAAGUCAAACUUGGCAAGCUAGUCAUCCUGCAGCCACUUAAAAAACAAAAAAAUCAAAAGCACUAGUGAAUCAAGGUUCAAAACCUUUUUGUCCUGUUUCACACAGUCUCCAAAUAUGAAGUGGAAGACUUUGUGAAGUUUGAUUACAAGCUUCAUCAUUGAAAAUCUUGUUUUGCAUUUUUUUUCCUUUUAGGACAUUUCUAUUUUGGCUAAAAAACUUUUCUUCUUACUGUUUCCAGAUCACUCUAUUUUUGGGUUGGUUCCUCUUGGCCUUUCUUGGGGUAGUUAGCUGAAGUUCCUGUUUUGCUUUUCUCAAUCAGUCAGUCUUUGGUCUGUUUCUUGGGUGACUGAGUUGGGAAUUGGGCAACUUUCUGAGAUUUGUUCUCAUCCCACCACCAGCCAGCUGGGCUCUGGUUCAAGAAGUUGCUAGGCAGUGGCAGGCACUAAAGCAUCUUGGUCAAAAACUGGUUGUUGGGUUCGUGGGUGGAUUGAUCAGUUGUUCAAUAGAGUGGGAGUCAUUUUCUGUGUUUGCACAAUUUACGUGGUAAGUGUUAGCUGCAGAAAAUGGGUGGUGGUAGAAGAAAGAAGCAGCAUUUUGGCAGAAUCCAUGCCUUCUCCUGUGGGAAAGCAUCAUUCAAUGGCGAGCAUUCACGGAUUGGAGGUCCUGGCUUCUCACGGGUAGUUUACUGCAACGACCCUGACUGCUUGGAGGCCACUGCUCACAGUUAUGAAGGCAAUUAUGUUAGAACCACUAAGUACAGACUUGCUACAUUCUUACCAAAAGCACUGUUUGAGCAAUUCAGAAGGGUUGCCAAUAUAUAUUUCCUCAUCUGUGCAAUAUUGUCUUUUACACCACUUUCUCCUUACUCUGCUGUCAGCAACGUCGUCCCUCUCGUCGUUGUGAUCGGAGUUACAAUGGGGAAAGAGGCUGUUGAAGAUUGGAGGCGCAAAAGACAGGAUAUUGAAAUGAACAACAGGAAAGUUAGGGUGCAUCAUGGUGAUGGAGUUUUUGAGUAUACUAAGUGGAGGGAUUUGAAAGUUGGGGAUAUAGUGAAGGUGGAAAAGGACGAAUAUUUUCCUGCUGAUCUUAUCUUACUUUCAUCAAGCUAUGAUGAGGCACUUUGCUAUGUAGAGACCACCAAUCUUGAUGGGGAAACUAAUUUGAAAUUAAAACAAGCACUGGAAGCAACUUCUAAUCUGCAUGAAGACUCGAGCUUCGAUAAUUUCAAGGGUGUAAUCCGAUGUGAAGACCCAAAUGCAAACUUGUACUCAUUUGUAGGCAGUCUGGAGAUUGAAGAGCAACCGUACCCUCUUACGCCUCAGCAGCUUCUGCUUAGGGACUCCAAGCUACGAAACACAGAUUUUGUGUAUGGGGUGGUAAUCUUCACAGGUCAUGACACAAAAGUUAUGCAAAACUCAACAGCUCCACCUUCCAAGAGAAGCAAAGUUGAGAGGAGGAUGGAUAAGAUCAUCUACUUCUUGUUUUUCCUCUUAGUUUUGAUGUCAUUUGUUGGGGCUACUGUCUUUGGGGUUACAACUAGGAAAGACCUCGAAAAUGGAAGAAUGAUAAGAUGGUACCUCAGACCAGAUGACACCACAGUUUACUAUGAUCCGACGAGGGCACCAGUUGCAGCAAUUUUGCAAUUUUUAACAGCCAUUAUGUUGUAUAGUUAUUUGAUUCCCAUAUCCUUGUAUGUAUCAAUAGAAAUUGUCAAAGUUCUUCAGUGCACUUUCAUAAACCAGGAUCUGCACAUGUACUAUGAGGAAACUGACCAGCCAGCCCUAGCCCGUACUUCGAACUUGAAUGAAGAACUUGGCCAAGUUGAUACUAUACUUUCAGAUAAGACGGGAACAUUGACUUGCAACUCAAUGGAAUUUAUCAAGUGUUCCAUUGCUGGGACUGCUUUUGGGCGUGGAGUUACAGAAGUUGAGAGAGCUUUAGCCGGGAGAAAAGGCUCAUCUAAGUCAUCUUUAGCUGAAGAGGUGACAGAAGAAGAGAGUCAUGUUGAAGACUUGACUGAAGCCAAGUCAUUGAUAAAGGGCUUUAAUUUUAGGGAUGAAAGGAUCAUGAAUGGCCAUUGGGUUAAUGAGCCUCGUGCAGACAUAAUCCAGAAGUUUCUACAGUUACUAGCUAUCUGUCAUACUGCAAUACCUGAUAUUGAUGAAGAAACCGGAAGAGUAUCAUAUGAAGCUGAAUCACCAGAUGAGGCAGCUUUUGUGAUUGCAGCAAGAGAGCUGGGGUUUGAAUUUUAUAAAAGGACUCAAACAAGCAUCUCGGUGCAUGAGUUGGAUCCCAUUUAUGGAAGGCAGGUUGAAAGAGCUUAUAAGCUUUUGAGCAUACUGGAAUUCAGUAGUUCUAGAAAGCGGAUGUCUGUGAUCAUAAGAACUGAAGAAGGAAAGAUACUACUGCUUUGUAAAGGUGCUGACAGUGUCAUGUUCGAAAGACUUGCAAAGAAUGGGAGUGAGUUCGAAGAGAAGACUAAGGAACACAUUAACGAGUAUGCUGAUGCUGGUUUGAGGACUUUGGUACUUGCAUAUCGUGAACUGGAUGAAGAAGAAUAUGUUGAAUUCAACAAAGAAUUUACUGAGGCCAAAAAUUUGGUUAGUUCAGACCGGGAGGAAAUUGUCGAGCAAGUUUCAGAGAAGAUAGAGAGGGAUUUGAUUCUUCUUGGUGCUACUGCAGUUGAAGACAAACUUCAAAAUGGGGUUCCUGAAUGCAUUGACAAGCUUGCUCAGGCUGGAAUUAAGAUAUGGGUUUUGACUGGAGAUAAAAUGGAGACGGCAAUUAAUAUUGGAUAUGCAUGCAGUUUGCUUAGACAAGGAAUGAAACAAAUAGUAAUAAGCUCAGAGACUCCAGAAGUUAAAGCAUUAGAGAAGGUGGACGAUAAGUCCAUGGUUGCCAAGGCAUUGAAGGAAAGUGUUGUCCAUCAAAUAAAUGAGGGAAAGGCUUUGCUCACUUCACCAGAUGAGAACUCUGAGGCAUUGGCUUUGAUUAUUGAUGGGAAUUCACUCGCUUAUGCCUUAGAAAAAGAUGUCAAGGACCUCUUUAUAGAGCUUGCCAUCAGUUGCGCAUCUGUUAUAUGCUGUCGUUCAUCUCCCAAACAGAAAGCACUUGUUACAAGACUGGUAAAAGAGAGAAAUGGCAGCACAACUCUGGCAAUUGGUGAUGGGGCAAAUGAUGUUGGAAUGCUUCAAGAGGCAGAUAUUGGAGUUGGUAUCAGCGGUGUUGAAGGAAUGCAGGCGGUCAUGUCAAGUGAUGUUGCAAUUGCACAGUUCUGUUUUUUGGAGCGCCUGUUACUUGUACAUGGACAUUGGUGUUACAGAAGAAUCUCAUCAAUGAUAUGCUAUUUCUUCUACAAGAACAUUGCUUUUGGCUUUACUAUUUUCUUCUUUGAGAUUUAUGCUUCAUUCUCGGGACAAACUGCAUACAAUGAUUGGUAUCUGUCACUAUAUAAUGUCUUCUUCACAUCACUUCCGGUAAUUGCCUUGGGAGUGUUUGAUCAAGAUGUCUCAGCCAAGUUCUGUCUCAAGUUCCCUCUAUUGUACCAAGAAGGUGCACAAAAUGUCUUAUUUAGCUGGCUCCGGAUACUUGGAUGGGCAAUGAAUGGGGUAGUGACUGCUACCAUAAUCUUCUUCUUCUGCCUUGUGGCAAUGGGUAGUCAAGCUUUUCGUAAAGGUGGGCAAGUUAUUGGCUUCGAAAUCUUUGGGGCCACGAUGUACUCAUGCGUUGUAUGGGUCGUGAACUGUCAAAUGGCACUAUCCAUCAAUUACUUCACAUAUAUUCAACAUCUCUUCAUCUGGGGUGGCAUUGUGUUCUGGUAUAUUUUCCAGUUGGCAUAUGGAGCCUUGGACCCUGACAUAUCAACCACUGCCUAUAAGGUUUUCAUUGAAGCCUGUGCACCAGCUCCAUUUUAUUGGCUUCUCACUCUAUUUGUUUUGGUCUCUUCCCUCCUACCAUAUUUCACUUAUGCAGCCAUCCAAAUGAGGUUUUUCCCCAUGUAUCAUCAGAUGAUACAGUGGAUAAGAACAGACGGGCAAUCAGAUGACCCUGAGUUCUGUCAUAUGGUGCGCCAGAGAUCCAUAAGACCCACAACAGUAGGUUACACAGCCCGCAUUGAAGCGACAUCUAAACGCUUUGAAGAGAAGCUCGAGGGCCUUUAAUUUUUCACAUUCUCAUCAUAAGAUAAUGUACAUUAUUUCCAAAGAGGAGUUUUUUCUCUUUUACAUAUUGAUUUAAGAGUGUCUUGUAGUUGUGCUCCAUGACAAGCAAAUGUGUCCCAGGAAUUAAGGUUUGUCCCUCCAAGUUUUUGCUUAGGAUAUUUCUAUGUCUAUAAGCUCCAAAACUGUUGCUUUGAAUUUUGGAGUUCAUGUAGAGAAUAGUCUGGUCAACCUAUUGUAUCAUGUAUGAUGUAUCAGAUGUACCAUAACUCACAAUAAGAAUUUUUUAAUAUUUUUUUA